GUCAGAACUCUAUUUCAAUAAUAUAUCUUGUCUUUCUUUUCCUUUUUUUCAAUUUCGUCGUUACCGUCACCUAAUAGAAAACAUAUUGCAAAAAAAAGAAAAUAACAAAAUAACAUGAUUUUCUCGAGACGGGAAAAAAUCAGAACACGAAUCUUCAAAGUUUUUACAUAAUAUCUUCCAUGAGAUUGUUACCACGUCCCAAAUCGUCUAGACAAACACUUUCUUUGACCUCUGAGUCUUUCUUUGAUAUGGUUAUCUGAAGCACAGAAAAAGUACUUUCUUGUUGAUAUAAUUGAUUCAAGAUACUGUACAGUCAAGUCAAAGCUACAAGAUCAUGUUUCCAGGUUUUAUCUAUUGCCGAUUUAGGGGAAAUCUCAUAUACUGAGGUUUAUGAAUGGCUUAUUGAGGCCGAGUCUUUCCUAUUGAGUAUUUUGUGUAUAAAACUCAUCAAUUAUGGGUGAAGGUGAUUUGAGCUUUACAAGAUCGGUGUUUACUGCUUUAUUGUGUUUGUUAAUGUUAUCGCAUCCAAAUGAAACUUCUGCGUCAUCAUCCUUUGUGGGCUCAAGCAUUUGUCAGUCUGAUCACUUAAUCUACACGAAGCCUUAUCAAAAAGGGGUUUUGUUCACAAUUAAUGGAAAUCCGGUAGAUAGAGUCCGCUUUUGCGAAGCCAUACGGUUUCACAAAGCCAAAGGUUGUAUCCUUGGGGGCUCUUUUAGAGGCGACUUAUGCACAGCUCACUCUCUACUAGGGAGAAGGUUUCUGGAAGAAAAAUCUGUAGAUGAUUCCCAAAAUAUUGAGUCUGAAUCUGAAGAUCAACAUGUUAAAGUCACCUUGGCGGCAAGCGGGUUUCUUCUCUUUUGUUGUGGGAUCUGUUGUCCCUGCUUUCAUAAGGAGAGGAAAGCAAAUAGUCACGAAGUACUACCUAAGGAAUCUAACUCAGUGCACCAAGUUUCCUUUGAAAUGAGCCCUUCUUCUGAUAAGAUUCCGCCAAGUCCAUUCCGGUCACCACCAAGUCCGUCCCGCGUACCUCAAAGCCCAUCGAGAUAUGCAAUGUCCCCAAGACCUAGUAGGAUGGGACCAUUGAAUCUGACCAUGAGUCAGAUUACGGCAGCAACCGAUAGUUUCGCAGACAGUAAUCAAAUUGGUGAAGGAGGCUUUGGGAUAGUCUAUAAAGGCAUUCUAGAUGACGGCCAGGUUGUUGCCAUUAAACGAGCAAAAAAGGUACAUCGAUAUUUCUUCAGUUUCAGUGUUCAUGGAAGCAUACUCAAUUUCAAUCAGAGGUUGGAGAUUGUGAUCGAUGUUUGCCAUGGAUUGACUUAUCUCCAUUCUUAUGCAGAAAGACAGAUAAUCCACCGUGACAUAAAAUCCUCCAACAUUCUUCUCACGGAUAGCAUGAGAGCCAAAGUGGCAGACUUUGGUUUUGCAAGAGGUGGUCCAGCUGACUCUAACCAGACCCACAUUUUGACCCAAGUGAAAGGAACAGUUGGUUAUCUCGAUCCCGAGUACAUGCGGACUUAUCAACUCACCGCGAAAAGCGAUGUUUACUCGUUCGGGAUCUUGCUUGUGGAGAUACUCACUGGCCGUCGCCCAGUGGAAGCCAAGAAACCUCAUGAUGAGAGGAUUACAGUUCGAUGGGCAUUCGACAUGUACAAUGAAGGGAAAUUGUUUGAACUAGUGGAUCCAAAGGCGAGGGAACGAGUAGAUGAGAAGAUACUAAAGAAGAUGUUCAGUUUAGCGUUUCAGUGUGCUGCUCCUACACGAAAAGAGAGACCAGACAUGGAAGCUGUUGGGAAGCAGCUUUGGGCUAUAAGAUCAUAUCUCAGGCGGUCAAUGGAAUAAAGAAAAGUAAUUGCUUUUCACACGUUACAGCACUACUGCAAUAGUCUCUGUUGUGUUGUUGGAUGAUAUACCUCUUUUACAUUUUGCUAUCAGACCAUUUCUUAUCCACUGCCCCACUGGCUUUAUUCGGAGAGUAUAUUGACAUGAAAUUAGAUACCUGAAGAUUCUCGCACAAGCCCAUGAGCAGGUAGUAGAUGUUGAUUUCUGAAGAUGUAAACUCUAUAUACGUUAAUCUAUCUAUUACUAAUAAAAGUUGAUCCUAAAUGCCUCUAAGGGUGUUCAUAUAUGAUUUAAAGAUUCAAU
Molecule: messenger RNA, 2142 nt
Organism: Thlaspi arvense
Lineage: Eukaryota; Viridiplantae; Streptophyta; Magnoliopsida; Brassicales; Brassicaceae
Source: the annotation of a GenBank genome assembly